AUGACUGAACGAACACCAAAAAUCUCUUGGACACCCGAAGAAGAUGCACAUUUAACAAGCUUGAUCAAAGAACAUGGCACAUCCUGGUCCAUUAUUGAAAAUAAUUUUCCACAUCGAGAUGCAAAAAGUUGUAAAAAUCGGUUCGCUGGAAUUAAAUAUUCAACAGCUAUAAAAAUUAAAAAUCUCAUUCUUUUUAAGGAGAUUUUGCUAAAUAGGCACCAAUAUCUUAAAAGACGCACCACAGAUUGGACUGAUGAAGAAGAUGAAAAGCUUAGACAAGCUGUGGAAGAUAAUAGAAGAGCCUUUAGCGAUGUUUGGAGACUUGUGGCCGAAAAAAUUCCCGAUAGAACUUGGCAGCAAUGUGAAAAAAGAUGGAACUCAAUUCCAAAACCAAGAAAAUAA
Cetraspora pellucida is the source of this 402-nucleotide messenger RNA. Lineage: Eukaryota; Fungi; Glomeromycota; Glomeromycetes; Diversisporales; Gigasporaceae. The record is from the annotation of a GenBank genome assembly.